GUCUUAGCGCAAAAAAGAACAAAAAAAAAAAAUUCACGAGAGUGUAUUUUUCAGGCGAACGAAGUUGCAAAUCGAAGUGUCUGCCAAAAAGUCCAUACAAAAAUUUGAUUAAUACCUUUUUGCUGUGAAAAAUUCGCUCCACUGACCUAUCGAAAGCUGUUGAGAAAAAAUCCAUCCUCUAUUAUUUUUUUGUUGUUGUGACGAUUUAAAUUAUUGAAAAAAACAUCAAGAUGUCCAUCAGUCCAGUGGUUUUAGAAGCUACCGCUAAGCAUACAUCUACCUUGAUAUUCAUGCAUGGCCUUGGUGACACAGGCCAUGGCUGGAUAUCUGCCCUCGGUAUGGUACGACCAUCACACAUGAAAGUGGUCUGCCCAACAGCGCCAACUAUGCCAGUUACACUUAAUGCAGGAUUCCAAAUGCCUUCAUGGUUCGAUUUGAAAACUCUUGAUGUUUCUGGGCCAGAAGAUGAUGAGGGAAUAAGGAAAGCAUCACAGAAUGUUCAUUCAAUGAUCCAGUCCGAAUUGUCAGCUGGAAUUCCUGCAAAUCGCAUCGUUGUCGGUGGAUUCUCACAAGGUGGAGCUUUAGCUUUGUAUGCAGCUCUCACAUUUCCUCAACGAUUGGGUGGUGUUAUUGCGUUAUCGUGUUGGUUGCCAUUGCAUAAGCAAUUCCCUAAUUUAAAAACAUCUCCAGAUGAUGUUCCGAUUUUCCAAGCACAUGGUGAUUUCGAUCCCGUGGUGCCAUAUAAAUUUGGACAACUUAGUGCUAGUUUGUUGAAGUCAUUUAUGAAAAAUGUUACAUUUAAGACAUAUGGAGGUUUGUCACACUCUUCGUCCGAUGAAGAAAUGAAUGAAAUUAAAACAAUUCUCGCCAACUGGAUAAAUUAAUUAGGUUGAAUUAAAAUAAAAUACAAAAAAAAAAAAACAACAAAAAAA
Molecule: messenger RNA, 932 nt
Organism: Episyrphus balteatus (marmalade hoverfly)
Lineage: Eukaryota; Metazoa; Arthropoda; Insecta; Diptera; Syrphidae
Gene: Apt1
Product: acyl-protein thioesterase 1
Exons: 6
Coding region: 231-884 (217 amino acids)
Biological process (GO): protein depalmitoylation
Cellular component (GO): cytoplasm
Molecular function (GO): palmitoyl-(protein) hydrolase activity; carboxylic ester hydrolase activity
Source: RefSeq, a predicted model, not a curated record